GGCUAUUUGUGCUUGUCUGGGUGAUAUAUGUAAUUCCAGGCUGCACGUUCUUACCCGAGUAGACAAUGUGUUCCCAUCACCCAUUAUCUCUAUGGAGCUGCAGUGGUAUAAAAGGGGGCCCCCGUUCAAGCAGCAGUAAACGGCUGUAUUCUUUCCUACUUCUCGUUCCUGUUUUCUAUCUUUUUACCACCAUGGUUUUCCUUUCCAACGCUAUUUCCACAGCUCGUAUCUCUGCUUCGUCUGAAAAUGCCGAAGAGAGCACUGGCCUUAGAAGCCCUGUUGGCACUACGAUUUACGGCACGCGUUGGGCAACUGAGGAGAUCCCACGCUAUGACAUGCCAAUUGAAGAAAUGCCUGCAAACGUCGCAUACCGCCUGAUCAAGGAUGAGCUUGCGCUUGAUGGCAAUCCAGCCUUGAAUCUUGCCAGUUUUGUUACCACGUACAUGGAAGAUGAGGCCGAAAAGCUGAUGACCGAGAACUUGUCCAAGAACUUUAUCGAUUACGAGGAGUAUCCUCAGACGGCCGAGAUUUGCAAUCGCUGUGUCAACAUGAUUGCUCGGCUUUUCAAUGCCCCGAUGCAUGAUCCUUGCUCCGAAGCGCUGGGUUGCUCUACCGUCGGCUCUUCCGAAGCCAUCAUCCUUGCCACACUGGCCAUGAAGCGACGAUGGCAACAUGCUCGUCGCGCCAAGGGCCUCUCCACUGAGAACCCAAACUUUGUGUUGGGCGCAAAUUGUCAAGUUGCGUGGCACAAGGCUUUGCUAUACUUGGAGAUUGAAUCUCGUGAGGUCGAAUGUACCGAGGACCUGCUUUACAUGGAUCCUCAGAAGGCAGUCGACCGUGUGGAUGAAAACACGAUUGGCGUGUGUGCUAUCCUCGGCUCAACGUAUACGGGUCACUAUGAGGACGUCAAGACCCUUAACGACCUAUUGGAUGAGAAAUGUGAAGAAAAUGAUUGGGAUAUUGGUAUCCAUGUCGAUGCUGCUAGUGGCGGUUUCGUUGCACCUUUUGUUGUCCCGGAACUUGAAUGGGACUUCCGUUUGAAGCGUGUGGUGUCCAUCAAUGCCUCUGGUCACAAGUAUGGCUUGACCUACCCUGGCGUGGGCUGGGCUGUCUGGCGAAGCCCUGAAUACCUUCCACAAGACCUUAUUUUCAACAUCAACUACCUGGGUAGUGAUCAGGCCUCCUUCACACUCAACUUUAGUAAGGGCGCUUCGCAUAUCAUUGCACAGUACUAUGUGCUUAUCCGCCUUGGCCGCAGCGGUUUCCGCAAGAUCAUGGCCAACUUGACUGCUACCGCCGACCACCUUGCUGAGCGUCUCAAGAGUACUGGCAGAUUCUCUAUCCUCAGCCAAGGUGAAGGUUUGGGCUUGCCACUUGUUGCUUUCCGUCUCAAUGCACCACAUCACUACGAUGAGUUUGAUAUCUCUGCUCGUCUUCGUGAACGCGGCUGGAUCGUCCCGGCUUAUACAAUGGCACCCAAUAUGGAAAGCAUGAAACUUUUGCGCGUUGUCGUUCGCGAGGACUUUUCACGAUCGCGUUGUGAUAUUUUGGUCAGAGACGUUUUGGCCGCACUCAAAUCUUUGGAUACCUGGGAUGAAAAGGCUGUGGAAGAUACCCGUGUUCUUACUGCUGAGCAUGCACACAGCGCUAUGCACAUCAAUCCUACCAGCUUCCGUCCUACUGUGGAUGAAGAUGAGAACGAGAGUGGUCUCAAGUCCCCCGCUACCAAGAAGGCUCCUGGCAUUUGCUAAGUUAGAUUGCUGCAGUAAAGAACCACUAUUUAUACAUGUUAACCUUUGUUGCUCUCAUGAGGGGGAUUCAACAAAGAACCAAAAAGAUUAUCUUUGUAUCAAAACGACUCUGUUUAUGUACCCUUCAAAAAAGAACAAAGAUAAUAUAUCAGAAUAGAAGGAAAGAAAUA
Molecule: messenger RNA, 1921 nt
Organism: Zychaea mexicana
Lineage: Eukaryota; Fungi; Mucoromycota; Mucoromycetes; Mucorales; Lichtheimiaceae
Product: glutamate decarboxylase
Exons: 13
Coding region: 66-1751 (561 amino acids)
Biological process (GO): L-glutamate catabolic process
Cellular component (GO): cytosol
Molecular function (GO): pyridoxal phosphate binding; glutamate decarboxylase activity
Source: RefSeq, a predicted model, not a curated record